UUUCUAUAGAUGAAGAUGAACAAUGUGAGUGAUGCUCAAAUUCUUAUAAUAGACGCUGGCGCACAAUAUGGCAAAGUAAUUAACAGAAAAAUAGAAGAACUGGGAGUAAAGACUGUAUUUCUGCCUCUCACCUCAACAUUUGAAACAUUAUCUCAAUACUCGGAAUCUUUGAAGGGUGUAAUAAUCAGUGGAGGUCCAGGAGUAGGGACCGCUGAGACUGCUGACCAGCUCAAGGAAACAGUAUUUAAACUCGAUUUUCCCAUUCUGGGGAUUUGCUUUGGGAAUCAGAUAAUAGCUUCCGCGUUUGGUUCCACCGUUGAAUCUACCCAAGCAAGAGAAGAUGGACAGUUUAGAAUAAGUGUCGACAUAUCUUCUCCGUUAUUUAGUGGUAUGAAGGAGGAACAGGAAGUUUUGGUAACGCACGGGUAUGGAAUCACUAAGUUGGGCCCGGACCUCAGAAUCAUUGCCACCUCUGACGGUCACAUUCAAGGCGUUCAGCACAACACAAAGGCAAUAUACGGUGUUCAAUUCCAUCCUGAAGUUGACCUAACUAUUCACGGUCGGGAAAUUAUGAGGAACUUCUGUUAUAAGAUUUGUGGCAUUGCUAUCAGCGAUGUUAUGAAGAAUCGUCAGGCGUUAUGUUUGGAGGAUAUACGGAGUAGUGUUCAAGACAGAACGGUGCUGGCUCUCCUGAGUGGCGGUGUUGAUUCUACUGUCUUAGCUGCACUCCUCACUAAAGCACUAGGUGCUGGACGUGUCCUAGCUAUACACAUUGACAAUGGGCUGAUGCGUAAGAAUGAGAGCACUCUGGUGGUCAAAGCGCUGAAGGCCCUCGGUCUUGAUGUAAAACGUGUUGAUUGCGCGUAUAGGUUCCUAAACGGUAAGACGUGGGUGCACCUGGAGGGAUGUAAGAACGCUCAGCUGAGUGAGUGUUUGAACACUGUGGUGGAUCCUGAGCAGAAGAGGAGGAUCAUUGGAGAUGUCUUUAUGCAGAUAAUGUCGGAGUUGCUAAACGAUCUUGACAAAGACAAGUUUGUUCUGGCUCAAGGAACCUUAGCUCCUGAUCUUAUAGAGUCCGGGUCUAAACUAUCCUCUUCCAUGGCUGACACCAUUAAAACUCAUCACAAUGACAGUCCUCUUGCUAGGGAGUUCAGGAAUGCGGGGAAAAUAAUAGAGCCUCUGAGAACAUUUUAUAAGGAUGAGGUUAGGGAACUAGGGAGAGAAUUGAGCCUUCCAGCUGAACUAGUUAACAGACACCCUUUCCCAGGUCCAGGUUUGGGUCCCAGGAUAAUAUGCCAGUUGGACCUUUACCCUUGGUAUUUGGAGAAUUAUAACGACUUUAACAACCGACUCAACCUUAUCUGCUCCUAUCAUCGACUUCGAACCACUCAAUCUCAGAUGUUAAAUAGCUUAGAGGCCCAGCUGACGGACGCUAAGAGGGAAUUCCUGAUCAGUUUAAAGGACCAUCCUAGAAUAUACCCAGUGUUACUGCCCGUCAGAACUGUGGGGGUACAGGGUGACGGGAGGACGUACAGUUACGCUGCAGCCUUCAGUUGUGAAACAGGAGCUCAAGUUAAGUGGGAUGUCCUCAGUCAUCUCACGAAGCUAGUCACAAUGCUCUGUCCUAAUGUUAACAGAUGCUGUUUCGUGUUCGGUGACAAGAUUGAGGGACCAGUACGUGACAUAACACCAACACUCCUUAACCCCGGUGCUAUCUCUAGACUCAGGGAAGCAGACAGUGCCGCUAUGGACAUGUUGAGACAGCACGACGCUCUGAAACUGGUCAGUCAGAUGCCAGUAGUGCUCCUUCCUCUCCACUUUGACCGAGCAAGUCGUCAUGACCCCUCGACAAAGCACUCGAUAGUUCUUCGGCCCUUCGUUACCUCGGACUUCAUGACAGGCUCAGCAGCUAUACCUGGCAAACACAUACCUGAACCUGUGGUGAACGACAUUGUAGCUGCAGUCAGUGGAGUGUUGGGUAUCUCUCGAGUAAUGUACGAUCUGACAGAUAAACCCCCUGGUACCACCGAGUGGGAAUAGUCUCCCCACUCCUGCGACCACCUGCACUCGCAAAUAUACGCAAUCGUGAAACUAUGCACUCGCGAAAACAUGCACUUGCGAAAACGUGCACUCCUUGCAAAUCUGUGGACUCGCUUGAGUGUUUCAGUAUUAUUACUGUUUAAAGCAACUAAUUUGUUCUUGGAAUCGUUGGAUUAUAUUAUGCCUACCGGAAAUGUAUGUUUACUUUUGGGGGUUAACUUAUAGGUAUCUUGUUGUAUAAAAUGGGUAAACUUUGCUUUUUCUACGAGAAAAGGAUUAUUUGCAAUAUGAAUUAGUGAAAGUUCACGCUCGUCGGGUAGAUGUGUCAUCCCUCAUGUUGACAAUUCAUCGAAAACUAUUUUGAAUGUCAUAAUUUGGGGCGAAAGUUCUAGAUACAUAUAGGACUUAUUUCUCAUUGAUUCCCAUUUGAAAUUCUUUUCUUUUCUUCUGCUACCUCCUGAACUUUGGGUGGUAUUGACCUGACACAUUGGGAUACUUGGGAUAAUUGGGAUAAUUGGAAUAAUUGGGAUAAUGGGAUACUUAUAGGGUUAAUGCUUAGACCGAGUGUGAAGAUAUGGUGCAGGACAGCGUGAAUUUAUCACUGAUCCAGUCUAGAGUUGUGAAAUAGCUUUGUUUUGAAAAGUGGCAUGUUAAUGGUUUCCUAUGAAACUUAACAAAAUCCAAGCAUUUGCGAUUAUGUUAUUCACAAGAUUGAACCCCGAAUGGAUAAUGAAUUGCUAAGUUUUCUGAUUUGUAGCUUAUUGUUUUUGUAAAAAGUGUGUUACCGCUUGGAUUUUGUUGUUGAUAUCGCAAAGAAUUACAGGAUUGUCGAAACAUACUAAUCUACGAUUAUUUCCUUCUUUGCACAAUUUGUAUUUUCUGGAAAAACUAGAUUCCAGAAGAUGUAUCGAGUUUGUACCGAAGAAAAAAAAGAGGUAGAAUUAACCAUAUUUUAAGCGCCCAUGUGCUCCGUGUUUUAAGUUUCACGGCGUUCGAUUCUAGGUAUUUUAAGUCGUUUUGACACGAGCAGUUGCCUUAUAAUAUUAAUACGCAUUUGUUAUUACGACGUUUA
Molecule: messenger RNA, 3112 nt
Organism: Bolinopsis microptera
Lineage: Eukaryota; Metazoa; Ctenophora; Tentaculata; Lobata; Bolinopsidae
Product: GMP synthase [glutamine-hydrolyzing]-like
Exons: 19
Coding region: 10-2040 (676 amino acids)
Biological process (GO): GMP biosynthetic process
Cellular component (GO): cytosol
Molecular function (GO): ATP binding; GMP synthase (glutamine-hydrolyzing) activity; GMP synthase activity
Source: RefSeq, a predicted model, not a curated record